AUGGCCUCCAAAAUUUGCAGAGAGCUGGAGAAUGUGUUUGUAACCGUAGAGGUGAAUGAGAUUGAUCCAAGGCAUACAAUUGUGAAAGAAAUCAUGAAAAUGACUAUAGGUGGAGGUCAUGUUGUGGUCCACGAUGUAGGAAGGGAAGGGCUGAUGAUGAAAGGGUUUGCCAUGAGACUCUUUCACCUAGAUCUCAAAACUGCCUGCAUGGGGGAUAUGACUGCACCACAUGUCGGCCCUUUUGAGUUGCUGAUUGCAAGCGCGGCUUCGGGAUGGUUUGGAAGUGUAAAUGCAAUAAUUGCGCGGGGAGAUUUUUUGUUGAAUAUUCGAAUCACAAGUGGGACGGGCUUUCUGAAAAACACUAGCUAUAGUAUAUAUAUAUUUUUCCCUUAA
This is a messenger RNA of Cryptomeria japonica (Japanese cedar), 393 nucleotides long. RefSeq lists its product as uncharacterized. The record is from RefSeq and is a predicted model, not a curated record. Gene Ontology annotation, molecular function: isomerase activity; carbohydrate derivative binding. The coding region runs from base 1 to 393 and encodes 130 amino acids. The transcript has a single exon. Lineage: Eukaryota; Viridiplantae; Streptophyta; Pinopsida; Cupressales; Cupressaceae. Gene Ontology annotation, biological process: carbohydrate derivative metabolic process.